Molecule: messenger RNA, 1952 nt
Organism: Eurytemora carolleeae
Lineage: Eukaryota; Metazoa; Arthropoda; Copepoda; Calanoida; Temoridae
Product: homeobox protein TGIF2
Exons: 8
Coding region: 558-1415 (285 amino acids)
Biological process (GO): regulation of transcription by RNA polymerase II
Molecular function (GO): RNA polymerase II cis-regulatory region sequence-specific DNA binding; DNA-binding transcription factor activity, RNA polymerase II-specific
Source: RefSeq, a predicted model, not a curated record
AACAGCUGGCCUACCAACUCUCCCAUAUUGAUCUAAAAUCUUCAAAUCCUACCAAGUUGAGAGAGCUCAACUGAGAAUCAUAGAGAGCUGGAGAGAGCAUGUUGGCUCACAUCUGUAGACUAGGUUGCAAUAGCUGUAGUUCAGCCAGAACAGUGCAAAACGCAGAGAGAGGUUUGCACAGCUUGUAAUGUUCGGAGUUGCCGCUAGGGUGUGCUGAAGUAGUGUGGCGGCUUGACAGUUGCUCCGGACAGCUAGAAGCGGACUCACACACAUGUAAACAAUUCCAGAUUGUACUUUGCAGUGAGUGUGUGUGUGUGUGACGAUUUAGAUUCAAAACCCGGAGAAUAAAAUGGUUCAAAAAGUUAUAUUUACCAUUGACAAGUGAUGUAGAAACAGUGACAGUAACUAGUAAGCCCCCUGAAGGCCUAAAUUAGGAAAGUCGAAGGAAUUUAAGAAUUCUGAAAUUCGUUCUAAUCACUCCAAUUAGAGCGAAUUCUCUGUCUAAAUCAGUUUCGAGGUUGCGUGAAUCUCUAAGCUAGUCCCUGACUCUACGCAGCAUGUAUGGAGAGAGAGAAAGAUAUCCGAGUUCAAGUACAGAUGAUCACUCCAGUAGUGAGGAUAUACCGAGGAGGGGUUUAGCUAGGAGAAGAAGAGGAAACCUUCCUAAGGAUUCCAUCAAGGUAUUGAAAAAAUGGCUGUAUGAUCACCGAUACAAUGCGUACCCUAAUGACGCAGAAAAAGUCUCCCUGGCUAAAGAGGCUGGCCUCACUGUACUCCAGGUUUGCAACUGGUUCAUCAAUGCACGCCGUAGGAUUCUUCCGGAGAUAAUCAGGAGAGAAGGAAACGAUCCUCAGAGAUUUACUAUAUCCAGGAGAGGAACUAGAGUUAGGUCCCCCCGUCUACCUAAGUGGGAUGGAAGUUCUCGCGAAGCUGAGGAGAGUAUAACUAUAUAUAGAGCUGAGGAUUCAGGACCAGAUUUCUCAGAUGACGAGCUAGAGUACAAAGAUGUUAAGUGUCUGUCUAAGCAGAGGUAUGACAGUGGAGAGUCUGGUGUGUUCUCAACCAGCUCCAGUUGUCCCUGUGGUUGCAGUAAAGAUGACUCCUUCUCCUCCCUCUAUAUACCUCAAUCCUAUAUAACUGCUAGGCUGACCGAAGUAGCGAGAAGAGACCUCACCUCAAAGAAGGUUCUCUCCUCUGAGGCUAGCGGAAUAUCCUCAGAUCCAGAUGGAUCAUGUAGCAUGGAGGUCGGGAAAGACGAAGACCAGCCUCUGGACAUGUCGAGGACAAGCAGUACUAUUCACCAUAAGCGGGAGCCGGAGGACGAACAGAAGCUCUUAUUCUCCGGCCUCCACCUUCUUGUUACAGCUGUGGGGAUACUAGAGAGACGAGCGCAAACCCGUCCCGUCCUUGCUUAAUUAGGACUUGGAGAACUUAAGCUUAUAGAAUAUUCGAACAGGGAACCUGGCUCAAAUUCUUGACGACUCGAUUCAGUUUUCUUGAUGUUGAAUCUGGUCGAGUAUCUGGGAAGAAAGUAGAGAACCCCGCUCCCUAAAGACCUUUGUAUAUGCGCCGUGUUACCUGAAAAUCUUGAGAAAAUGUUUCCAAAAGACAAUUCAGAUAAUCUUAGGUAUCGUCAGUCUUCCCUAUUUAUAUAUAGGCCAGUCCAUAUAUUGAAAAUUUAUGUUACCUUGCGACCUUUUUGAGUUACCAAUCUAUAGGUUCUUGUCAGUCUCUUGUAGAUAUUGCUAUCUAUUGCUUAAAAACUAAAUCCUUUUCCCAAUUCUAUGUUUCCCGUUCUCCAUUAUUUUUAGUUUCGCUUAAACUUUAUUCUCCGAUUUAAUUGAUACUCUUUUUAAAUUCCUUUCCAGUGGUGCCCCCCCCCCCCCCAUGUUGUUUCAUGUGAUCAGAUGUUACCAAAUAUAUUAAAAUUCUAUAUUAAAAAAGUAAAAUUA